Zymoseptoria tritici IPO323 is the source of this 375-nucleotide messenger RNA. RefSeq lists its product as uncharacterized. Gene Ontology annotation, biological process: rRNA processing. The record is from RefSeq and is a predicted model, not a curated record. The coding region runs from base 1 to 375 and encodes 124 amino acids. Gene Ontology annotation, molecular function: DNA binding; peptidyl-prolyl cis-trans isomerase activity. The transcript has 2 exons. NCBI's taxonomy places the organism in Eukaryota, Fungi, Ascomycota, Dothideomycetes, Mycosphaerellales, Mycosphaerellaceae.
AUGGCGCCCAAAGGCAAAGGCGGAGACAAGUCCAAGUCCAAAGACAAGGACGCAUCCGCAGGAGCUGACAAGGGCAAAGUGAAAGGCGCUCAAACGAUCAACGUCCGUCACAUCUUGUGCGAGAAGCACGCUAAGAAGGAAGAAGCGCUGGCAAAGUUGAACGAUGGAGGGAAGUUUGAUGAUGUUGCGAGGGAGUUUUCGGAGGACAAGGCGAGGGCGGGCGGCGCUCUCGGAUGGAAGACAAGAGGUAAUCUUCUCCCGGAAUUUGAGAACGUAGCCUUUGAGCUCGCGGCUUCGACGACGGCCAAACCGGUCUGGGGAGAGGCGAAGACGAGUGAAGGCUACCAUAUCAUUAUGGUCGAGGGGAGAAAGUGA